AUUAACCUUUAUUAAUUCUUGACAAUAAAUGAAAGAAUACAAUUUUUAUUCUUGCUUCAUUUAGAUUAUUUGUAGUUUCAUGUGUGUUGGUAAAAGUUGUUUCCUUAAUAUUCUGAUUUCGUAAAAACAACCUAUCCCAGAAGAAAAUAAUGAACGUUUUAAGGAGAAGAAGCUAUUUAAGACAAAACUUACUCCGAUUCGUAUCAUUGGAAGCCAGGCCAAGAUCAUUAAUAAUAAGUUCCAAAAAUGUUUUAGAAAAAAAUCUACAAACCGCCAAAUUAUCACCAACCUGCCCCUUAAAUAAUUAUAGCCUAUGUCGUUGUAAGUCCAAAAAGCAAGCUGAUCCUGAUUCUGACGAUGAAUCUGAAAUCUUAGACAAUAAUGAUGUGUCACUCUCAAGAGAUUCUAAAGUUAUAAAAUUUAACACAACUUCUUUGAGGACUGAUGCAAUACUUAAGGCAGCUCUGGGUGUUGCUAGGAAUAAAAUAGAAACCAUAUUUUAUGACAGUAAAAUAAGGGUAAAUGGCAAAAAGAUCCUAAAGAAAAGUGCUCCUGUGAGGAUAGACUAUGAAAUAGAUGUUAUAAAAAGUGUUAGCCCAAAGAAUCCGGAGCACUUAUAUGUGUCAAGGAUUGAAAUAAUAAAUCUAGCAGCAAAAGAAGAUGCAAUCGUAGUCACAGCGAGGAGAUUUAAAACACUACUCAUAGAAAAUUAUGAAACAGAUCCUUACAAGCCUUCCACAGCUGAUGAAGACAAAUAAAACAUGUAUAUAUGUAUAUAGUGUUAUUUACAAUGAUUGGUUAAAAUACCUAUUAAUAAUAUUUCUUUAAAUUCAUGAUUUCAUAUAUCCAAGUCAAUUUCACAGUCGGAACUCUCAAACAUUGAAAUUUGUGAACUUGAUCCUGAUUUUAUUGAUUUAGUUAAAAUAUUUUUUUCUGUUACACUUUUUGUGGAUCGAUUAUUAGGAUUUUCAUUGUAGAAUCUAUUUAAAUCAGAACUUUCUAUGAAUAUGAAUUGAUUUAAUUUG
Molecule: messenger RNA, 1025 nt
Organism: Danaus plexippus (monarch butterfly)
Lineage: Eukaryota; Metazoa; Arthropoda; Insecta; Lepidoptera; Nymphalidae
Product: mitochondrial transcription rescue factor 1
Exons: 4
Coding region: 150-758 (202 amino acids)
Source: RefSeq, a predicted model, not a curated record